GGGGGAGCGCUGGCGAGGCGCUGACGGCGGGCGCCGGGCAUCUCGGCCCGCGGCCCUCGCUCUCGGGCGCAGCGGUAGCGGCGGCGACGGCGCGGACCCGCGGACCUGGCAGCACAACAUUCUAAAAUAAAUCCAUCAGAAUGACACCUUCUCAGGUCACCUUUGAAAUAAGAGGAACUCUUUUACCAGGAGAAGUUUUUGCAAUAUGUGGAAGCUGUGAUGCUUUGGGAAACUGGAGUCCUCAAAAUGCUGUGGCUCUUCUUCCAGAAAAUGAGACAGGUGAAAGCAUGUUAUGGAAAGCAACCAUUGUACUCACUAGAGGAGUGUCAGUUCAGUACCGCUACUUCAGAGGGUGCUUUUUAGAACCAAAGACUAUCGGUGGUCCAUGCCAAGUCAUAGUUCACAAGUGGGAGACUCAUCUACAACCACGAUCAAUAACCCCUUUAGAAAGUGAAAUUAUUAUUGACGACGGACAAUUUGGAAUCCACAAUGGUGUUGAAACUCUGGAUUCUGGAUGGCUGACAUGUCAGACUGAAAUAAGAUUACGUUUGCAUUAUUCUGAAAAACCUCCUGUCUCAAUAACAAAGAAAAAAUUAAAGAAAUCUAGAUUUAGGGUAAAGUUGACACUAGAGGGCUUGGAAGAAGAUGACGAUGAUAGGGUGUCUCCUACUGUUCUUCACAAAAUGUCCAACAGCCUGGAGAUAUCCUUAAUAAGCGACAAUGAAUUCAAGUGCAGGCAUUCGCAGCCAGAGUGUGGGUAUGGCUUACAGCCCGAUCGUUGGACAGAGUACAGCAUACAGACAAUGGAACCAGAUAACCUGGAACUAAUAUUUGAUUUUUUUGAGGAAGAUCUCAGUGAACACGUAGUUCAGGGUGAUGCUCUUCCUGGACACGUGGGAACAGCAUGUCUCUUAUCAUCCACCAUUGCUGAGAGUGGGAAGAGUGCUGGAAUUCUCACUCUUCCCAUCAUGAGCAGAAAUUCCAGAAAAACAAUAGGCAAAGUGAGAGUUGACUAUAUAAUUAUUAAGCCAUUACCAGGAUACAGUUGUGAUAUGAAAUCUUCAUUUUCCAAGUAUUGGAAGCCAAGAACACCAUUGGAUGUUGGACAUCGUGGUGCAGGGAAUUCUACAACAACUGCUCAGCUUGCUAAAGUUCAAGAAAAUACUAUUGCUUCUUUGAGAAAUGCUGCUAGUCAUGGUGCAGCCUUUGUAGAAUUUGAUGUACAUCUUUCAAAAGAUUUUGUGCCUGUGGUGUAUCAUGAUCUCACCUGUUGUUUGACAAUGAAAAAGAAAUUUGAUGCUGAUCCAGUUGAAUUAUUUGAAAUUCCAGUAAAGGAAUUAACAUUUGACCAACUCCAGUUGUUAAAGCUCGCUCAUGUGACUGCACUGAAAUCUAAAGAUCUGAAAGAAUCUGUGGUUGAGGAAGAAAAUUCUUUUUCUGAAAAUCAGCCAUUUCCUUCUCUUAAGAUGGUUUUAGAGUCUUUGCCAGAAGAUGUAGGGUUUAACAUAGAAAUAAAAUGGAUCUGCCAACAAAGGGAUGGAAUGUGGGAUGGUAACUUAUCAACGUAUUUUGACAUGAAUCUGUUUUUGGACAUAAUUUUAAAAACUGUCUUAGAAAAUUCUGGGAAGAGGAGAAUAGUGUUUUCUUCAUUCGAUGCAGAUAUUUGCACUAUGGUUCGGCAAAAGCAGAACAAAUACCCCAUAUUAUUUUUGACUCAAGGAAAAUCAGAUAUUUACCCUGAACUCAUGGACCUCAGAUCUAGGACAACCCCCAUUGCAAUGAGCUUUGCACAGUUUGAAAACCUACUGGGAAUAAAUGCACAUACUGAAGACCUGCUCAGAAACCCAUCCUAUAUUCAAGAGGCAAAAGCUAAGGGACUAGUCAUAUUCUGCUGGGGUGAUGAUACCAAUGAUCCCGAAAACAGAAAGAAAUUGAAGGAGUUUGGAGUUAAUGGUCUAAUUUAUGAUAGGAUAUAUGAUUGGAUGCCUGAACAGCCAAAUAUAUUCCAAGUGGAGCAGUUGGAACGCCUGAAGCAAGAAUUGCCAGAGCUUAAGAGCUGUUUGUGUCCCACUGUUAGCCGCUUUGUUCCCUCAUCUUUGUGCGGGGAGCCUGAUAUCCAUGUGGAUGCCAACGGCAUUGAUAACGUGGGGAGUGCUUAGUUUUUACUGGGCAGAGGCCCUUUUGGGGCACGCACCACUGUUGUGGGGAUUCACUUUUCAUCACUGAGCAUUGUUUAUCUAUGCCUUCUAGGUUUCUCAGUCCAAUGAAGCAAUAAUGAAGUAUUUUACUCUUUCACUACAAUUCUUGCUAGGAUUUCAAGUAUGCUAUUUAAAUCAUUUGGCCAGGUAUAAUUACCAGUCAGUCUCUUUACAAUGAGAAAAUUUAUUGGUUGGCAAACAUUUUAAACUAAAUAUGUAAACAUAUAAUGUUAAAUGUCCAUUAAAACCAUAGUGCUUGGAAAUUAACUAUAUAAAUAUAUUUACAGUUCUUACAACUUUCAUUUGAUCAGGUCUGAAAUAUUUAGCACUUGAGGAACAUGACUAUGCAUAAUUAUACCUGACCAUGGAAAAAAUAAGUACCUCAAAUGCAUGCAUUUGCACUGGUGAUUCCAACUGCACAAAUCUUUGUGCCAUCUAUGUAUAUAUGUAUUUUUUACAUGGAUUGACAUGCACACACACCAUUUUCAUUCAGUAUGAACCUUGAGGCUGCUGCCAUUCUCCCACUUAACCAAACCAAUGCCUGUGUAAACAGCCUGGAGGUGAUCCUUGAAAACUUGUCUCAUAAGUCUUUCAAAAGUUGUUUUGCAUAAAUGUUAAAGUUUCAAAAUGCUGCAGGGUAAUUUAAUGUAUAAAAUAUUAGAAGUAUGUAGUGCAUACUUAAUAGAGUAGGCCAUAAUGUGUAAAUUCUAUUCCAUGCAUGCUUUAGGUUUUAAGCAUGAGAUUGUACAUGUUUACUGUAAGUCCUUGCAUCUGUGGUGCUAGGUGAGUGUGAGAAGGUGUCAAGGACUGAAAAUAUUUUGUUGCCUAAAAAAAAAAAAAAAAAAAAA
Puma concolor (puma) is the source of this 3046-nucleotide messenger RNA. It is a transcript of the gene GPCPD1, whose product is annotated as glycerophosphocholine phosphodiesterase 1. Gene Ontology annotation, biological process: glycerophospholipid catabolic process. The record is from RefSeq and is a predicted model, not a curated record. Gene Ontology annotation, molecular function: glycerophosphocholine phosphodiesterase activity; starch binding. Lineage: Eukaryota; Metazoa; Chordata; Mammalia; Carnivora; Felidae.